AUGCUUCGAAUUUCAAAAAAGAAGGAUGGGAAAUGGUUUGUGGACUUGUUUGACGACACACACAAUCUUGAAUUGAGCAUCACGCCAACGAAGGUGAUGAAACAUCGGUCUCAUACGAAGUUCCACCGUACAGUGGAAUGUAAAUCUCUCAUGGUGCAACUUAAUCAAUCAGGGUUGAAACCUUCUCAAAUUAAAAAGGCCAUUAAUGCAAUAAAAACCUCAAAUGAAGUUGAUGUAACUUCAAAACAAUGCGUUGAUGUAUUAUCUGAGCAACGACAACACAACAAAGGAAGGGAGUUUUAUGGACUAAUAAAACAUCUACAAGACAAAGCAUUGGUGGAUAAUGAUCAAUAUUAUGUUGUGGAUUUGUGCAGUGACGGGCGUCCUAAAAAUAUUGUUUGGGCUGAUGGAAGAUCAAGAGACAAUUUUACUAAAUUUGGAGAUGUUGUCGUGUUUGAUGUCACUUAUAUGACAAAUAAAUUCAAGAUGCAUUUUGCUCCAUUUACUAGGGUGAACCAUCAUGGACAGUCUAUACUUUUUGGUGGAGCGUUGCUAGAAAAUGAAAAUGAAGAAACUUUUGUAUGGUUGUUUGAGCAUUUACUAAAAUUACAAUAUGACAAAGCGGUUUCGCCACGAAGGGCCGCCGAAGAAGAUGAAGAUUUCAAAACUAUGAACUCGAGGUCGGUUCUUUCCUCAAUACAUCCAAUUGAAGCAAAAGCAGGUGAGUGUUAUACUCGAAAGGUUUUUGAGAUUUUCAAAAAAGAAUGGAUAGAAGCUAAUAGCAAUUUAACGCAUGAGACUCUAAGCAAAAGUACAGAAGAAAUCAAGUAUCGAGUUGGGCAACUGGACGUUGACAAAAAAUAUUGGCAGAUUGUUAGCUUUUGUUUGUUAAACAAGAUGCAUGUCACAUGUUCUUAUGCUAAGUAUGAGACAUGUGGGAUUUUAUGCAAACAUAGCCUAUAUGUGAUGAAGAAGAGGCAUGUUCACACAUUUCCGAGUCACUACAUUUUACCUCGGUGGCCCCUUAAUGCUAGAUAUAAGGUGGGUAAACGUAGCAUCGGACUCGAAGAAAUAGAUAACGAAAACGGAGUUAGUGCUUACAUGUUAUGGUGUGUUCGUUCAAAUUUUAAUAAAGUAAUUGAACAAGCAAAAGACUCCCCUUCAGAAAUAGAAAACAUAAAUAACAUAUUGAUAAAGCUCUUACAAGAACAAGCAAUUCGGAAAAAACCAAUACCAGUUGAGAACGUAUCUCAAGCUUCUUCCAAAUCUAUUCCGUCUACCUCCUCACUUUCUUCUAUCUAUGAUAGGCUUCCAUUACUACCACCCUCCUAUAUUUGUCGCUAUCGCUACCCUGACGACAUUGUCGUUACCUUCAGUCAUCGUCUGCAGCCCCACUUCUACCUAGAAACUGUAACUCUAUCUCGCUGCCACCAUCGGACACUAUUAGCUGCAAGCCCUAACCCUAGAGUGUCCCCUCCCUCACUAAUUCUAUGGCUUUCUCCGUGUUCAUCUUCACCUUACUUCUCAAAGUCUCCACCGCCCUUUCCACAAAUCGUUCCUCCGUUCCUACAGCUUAAUAUCUCUAAUUUUGAUAUCCGCACCGGAGUGAACUUCGCUUACACUGGAUCCGGCUACGAUGACAUGACGUCUCAGAUUUCACAGGUGAUUCCUAUGACGAAGCAGUUGUAUUACUUUAAGGAGUAUAUAAAGAGAUUGAAGAAAGUUGUGGGGAUCAAAGUUGGGGGGGGGGGGGGGGGGUUGGUGUCAAUUAGUGCUGGAACAAAUGAUUUCCCGAUUAGCUACUACGAUCUUCCUUCUAGAAGAGAUGAUUUCUCCAUGGAAGAUUACCAGGAUUAUAUAUUGAAGAAGCUUCAGAAUAUCAUCAAUGAGUUGUACAAGCUCGGAUGUCGAACAAUGGUGGUUUCAGGGCUACCUCCGAUGGGGUGUUUACCAAUUCAAAUGUUAUCCAGAUUCUCGAGAACAUAUUUGAUGCAUCAGAACACCAAUGCUCGAGUCUACAAUCAGAAGCUCAUGAAUCUGCUGCCGCAUAUUCAAUCUUCUUUGAAAGGAAGCCAGAUUAUGUACACAGAUAUCUACACUCCGAUGAUGGAGAUGAUCCGAAAUCCACGAAAACAUGAUGUUGGUACAAUGUCUCCCUUUGAACACAGGGAGGCUUUUGUUCUUGACGUUGGUGGAGAGGUCGACCUAGAUUUAGGUAACUAUGAACGCUUCUUAGACGUGAGGCUUACUAGAGAUAACAACAUAACCACUGGAAAGAUCUAUCAGAUGCAGCAAAUAAGAGAAUACAACAAGAGGGGCAAGAUGAACUACAACUUAACAUCAAAGAAAUACCUGAUGAGUUUCGAUUGCCAACACAAGAGAUGUUUCCACCCGUUGAACAUUGAACUUAUGGAACUAAUUGAAGCUUUUGAAAAGCCUAGGCCUAUCACCCUACUGAACGAACACUAA
Molecule: messenger RNA, 2469 nt
Organism: Lactuca saligna
Lineage: Eukaryota; Viridiplantae; Streptophyta; Magnoliopsida; Asterales; Asteraceae
Source: the annotation of a GenBank genome assembly